AUGUAUAGAAUCACACGACAUCCUAAUUGUAUUAUCAGAAUACCAUCAAUUGAUGUAAUGUCAAUGAAAACAAAAUUAUCUACCACUGUUACUGCAAGAUAUUAUUAUUUAUCAAGUUCAACUAGACAUGUAACAAAUAAACAACAGCAAUUACCAAGAAUAAUAGUUCAGGAUGAUAAAAAAGAACAAAAAUCUAAUAAAUCUACUUUUACUAAUACAACAUCAAACGAAUCCACACCUAAUAAAUCCUCAUCAAUUGACAAUAAAUCCAAUGCUGCAACCACCACCACCAUUAAUAGUGGUAGUGGUAGUGGUAAUGAUCAAUCAAAGAAACAAGGCGAAUCUGGUGGAGUGACGUAUGGUGGCGCAGUUUAUUAUUCAUUAAAGAAUGAUGCUUUUCGUAGUACGUUCACAAAACAUGUAUAUGGUGCGGAACAAGUUGUUAAUUAUGUUGUGGACUUGCAUAGGCAAGGAACUUUUGAUAGAUUUGAAAGAAAUUUGACAGAUAUUACUCAGUAUACAAAACACAUAAAAAAACAAAAAACUUUUUUGAAAAAAUUAAAAACAAAUAAAAAUACUAAAAUAUCUGAAGUCCUGAAAUCUGAUGAUGACGUUAAAAAAGAAGAACAAGAGAAUAUACAACAACAGUUGAAUGAGCAAACAUUGAAACUUAAUCAAAUACUGGCAUCCCAUGAGAAAGCUGUUGAUGAAUAUAUUAGAGGCAAGGAAGAAGAGAUGAAAAGACAAUUCGAAGGAGAUAAACAAAACAUCUAUAACGAAUUUAAUCUUGUCACUGAACUGAAGAGACAAUUAACGAAACACAAAGAAGAAUUGAAGAAUGAACUUAUUAGACAAGCUAUAAAUUUAGAACGUGGGUGGAACAGGGAUGCGAAGUUGUUGAUUGAGCAAGAAAGAGCAGGACGACUGGCCAGACUUGAUCAUAUUUGUCAACGAUUAAAAAUACUUGAACUAUUAAGUGCUGACAAUGCAGAACAUUUAGACAAAAGCAAAGAAAUUUAUUAUAAUUUGAAUACUAAAAUAUCUGAAAUUUUUAAAUCUGAUGAUGUUGUUAAAAAAGAAAACGAAGAGAAUACAAAAGACAAAGAAAUUUAUCAUAAUUCGAAUACUAAAAUAUCUGAAGUCCUGAAAUCUGAUGAUGACGUUAAAAAAGAAGAACAAGAGAAUAUACAACAACAGUUGAAUGAGCAAACAUUGAAACUUAAUCAAAUACUGGCAUCCCAUGAGAAAGCUGUUGAUGAAUAUAUUAGAGGCAAGGAAGAAGAGAUGAAAAGACAAUUCGAAGGAGAUAAACAAAACAUCUAUAACGAAUUUAAUCAACAUCUUGUCACUGAACUGAAGAGACAAUUAACGAAACACAAAGAAGAAUUGAAGAAUGAACUUAUUAGACAAGCUAUAAAUUUAGAACGUGGGUGGAACAGGGAUGCGAAGUUGUUGAUUGAGCAAGAAAGAGCAGGACGACUGGCCAGACUUGAUCAUAUUUGUCAACGAUUAAAAAUACUUGAACUAUUAAGUGCUGACAAUGCAGAACAUUUAGACAAAAGUCUGAAAGCACAUAAAUUAUGGCGUGCAUUAAAAUCAUUCCAAGAAAUUAUUAAUGGUAAACUUGAUGGCGAUAAGAGACCGUUCAGCAAUGAGAUAGCAACGCUGAAGAAGAUAGGAUCAGGCGAUGAGGUGAUCGUCACAGUUUUAUCAACCAUAGAUGAUUCAAUCAGCAGCAAUGGAAUAGAAUCAACAAUCAACUUAUCAAACAGAUUUAAUAAUGUUAAACAAGCGAUUAGACGCGCAUCUUUAAUACCAGAAGAAGGAGGAGGAGUGUUUGCACAUUUGCUAUCACAUAUAUUAUCUAGGCUGUUAUUCCAUAAACAUGGAUUAGUUGAAGGAAAUGAUGUUGAGGCAAUAUUGGCCAGAACUCAAUAUUACCUUGACAGUAAUGAUUUAGAUAAUGCAACACGUGAAUUAAAUCAAUUAGUCGGUUGGCCUAAAAAAUUGGCAGAAGAUUGGUUAAAGGCUGCCAGAAAUCAUUUAGAAAUCAAACAAGCCAUUGAGGUAAUUGAAACCCAGGCAAUAUUAUCUAGUAUGUCA
This is a messenger RNA of Entrophospora sp. SA101, 2103 nucleotides long. The record is from the annotation of a GenBank genome assembly. Lineage: Eukaryota; Fungi; Glomeromycota; Glomeromycetes; Entrophosporales; Entrophosporaceae.